AUGCCCGAGCAAGAGUACCUGCCACACCCACAAGAACCCCUUUUUUCUGCCCAGGAUGACUAUGACCUAGACUGUGCUGAACGAGGCGUACCUCUCGCACAGCUUGCUAAUGAGGAGACACCAGAGCGUCUCGAGGCUGGUGUCUCGAUUGGACUGAAGGUAUUAUCAGAACUUGAGUCGGCCAUGAAAAAGCUCGGCGCCAACGAAGACGCUACAGCUUACCUAAAUCUCAUCGACCGAACUCGCAAGGAGGCAGUCCAAACACGCACUGUUGUCGGCGUGGUUGGUAAUACAGGGGCAGGUAAAAGCAGCGUCAUUAAUGCUCUACUAGACGAAGAAAGGCUCGUGCCGACCAAUUGCAUGCGCGCAUGUACAGCAGUCGUGACUGAGCUGUCGUACAACCACUCCAGUAACGAGGCAGCCAAAUAUCGCGCCGAAAUCGAGUUUAUCAAGCCCGAAGAGUGGCGCAAGGAACUCAACGUCCUAUUCAAAGAGGUAUUUGACGACGAAGGGCGUAUCAGCAAAGAAGUCUCGAAUCCGGACUCGGAGGCAGGCGUGGCUUACGCCAAGAUGCGGUCGGUUUACAAUAAGAAGACGCGCGAGAUGCUUUCCAACAGCUCCGUUCAGACUCUGAUGAACGACAAGAAAGUGAGAUCCGUACUAGGCACGACCCGCAAGAUCAACGCCCGCGAUCCGUCAACUUUCUACAAAAGCCUCCAGAGGAUAAUCGACUCGAAGGAGAAGGGUCAGGAGAAACUCGACAAGAACGGCAACAUCAAUCACAACGUAAAGCGCGAGUUCGAGCAUUGGCCCUUGAUCAAAGUCGUGAAGAUCUACUUGAAGGCCCCUGCACUUUCUACUGGUGCCGUGAUUGUCGAUCUGCCUGGUGUCCAUGACAGCAAUGCUGCUCGGGCUGCUGUCGCAGAGGGCUACAUGAAGCAAUGUACCGGUCUAUGGAUUGUCGCUCCUAUCAACAGAGCUGUUGACGACAAAGCCGCUAAGACUCUACUUGGCGACACCUUCAAGCGACAACUCAAGUUCGAUGGAACAUACUCGGCUGUCUCAUUCAUCUGCUCGAAGACUGACGACAUUUCUCGCACAGAGGCUGCCGACAGCCUUCAGCUGGGUGAUCAAAUGACAGAGCUUGAUGCCAGACUGAAUCUUAUCGACGAGGAACGACGCAAGGUCAAACGCAAGAAAAAAGAGGCCGAGGAUCAUUUCGAGGACCAAGAAGCUGUUUACGAUGAAGUGGAUGGGAGCCUCGAGGUCUGGGAAGAGCUGAUGAGCCAGCUAGAGAACGGCAAGACAGUCUACGCCCCGCAACAAGACCGGAGCAAGAAGAGGAAGUUGUCUAGUUCAUCACCACCACCUCGAAAGCGACCUCACAGGGCAAUCGAUUCCGAUGACGAUACGGGGGAGGCUGUGGAGACUGCAUCAGACCCCGAGAGGCAAGCACUCACCGAGGAAGAUAUUGCUAAAAAGCUUGGCGAGUUGAAGCAGCUGAAGAAGGAAGCUCGGAACGCCAAGAAUGACGCUAAAGCACGAAUCGGCGACGUGGGCCACGAGCUGAAGCGUCUCGACGAAGAGGAAGACGAGCUCGAAGCGAAGAAGAGUGCGAUCUGUAUUGCCGGACGCAAUGAGUAUUCACGCGGCGCUAUUCGACUGGAUUUCGCAAAAGGCAUAAAAGAGCUCGACGAGGAAGAGGCCCAAGAUUCCGAUGACUUCAAUCCCGAAGAAGACCUUCGCGACUAUGACGAAGUUGCUCGAAGUCUGCCUGUCUUCUGCGUCAGCAGUCGUGCAUAUCAGAAACUCUCUGGUCGCAUGAAGAACGACAAUGCCGUGCCUGGCUUCACGCAGCUGUCCGAGACAGAGAUCCCGCAGCUUCAGGCGCACGCCAAAAAGCUCACGGUCAAAGGUCGCCAAGCAAAUUGUCGUCGCUUUCUCAACUCCCUCAAGCAGCUCAUGCUUUCGUUGGCUCUGUGGUCUUCUGAUGAUGGCACUGGAAACAACUUGACACUCCAACAGAGAGAUGUGGAAAAGACUUUCCUUUCUCGAAAGCUCAAGGAGCUCGAAGUCCACUUGGAUAAGGUGGUAGAGACCACGCUGAGCGAUGUAGCCGAAGAGAUGAGCGAGCAGCUGCUGGCCAAGCUGACGGGCUCGGCGGUCGACGCUGCAGUCAGGGCGGCAGGGCCAAAGGCUGAGAGUUGGGGCAUGCCGAAGCCUGACGGCGGUCUGCACUGGAGCACGUACCGAGCCACCGUCCGUCGCAACGGAAAUUAUGCAGGCUCGAGUGGCCCUCGCGACUUCAAUGCUGAGUUGGCUGAGCCGAUCUACAAACACCUCGCAUCGGCAUGGGAGAAGACCUUCCAAAGAAGGCUUCCUAGUAUCCUGCAGUCCUUCAAGAGAUCUGCUACCAGUGUAGUCAAGCAAUUUCACACAGCUGUCGAGACAAGAACGCGGGAGAGAGGUACAGGAGCAGCCCGUCUCAACCUCUUGGCCCAGCAGCUGGACCAAUACUCCGCCACUUUUGGCGAUCUCUGUUCCAAGGCCGUCACGAGCUUGAAUGAGGGCCAGAGAGACAUCAACCGCGAAUUUGUUCCUGCCAUCGCAGUGGCCAUGGAACCGGCGUACAAUGAAGCUUCCGAGGAGAAAGGUACUGGCUCGUUCAAGCGCAUGAAAGGCCGCGUGAAUGAUCACGUCACCACCUCCAAGCAGCAGAUGUUUCACUCUGCAGCAGAGCAGGUCCGUCGCAGCUUGCUCAAACUUUGUGGCACCAUCAAGGAGUCCAUGCUCUGCAAGGCGGAUGAAGUUUAUCUCGCCAUGCAGCGAGAUUAUACAUCAGUCCUGAGCGGCGUCAAUGUCGGGGACAUCCAGUUGUCACGCGAGGAGCGUGCCACUCGACGCGAGGUCGAUCAGCUCAUCACGGGGGCUGACGAGCACUUUGCAGAGGUAAUGCAGGGUGAGCUGGACGAGCUCAAAGACAAGUUCGAUGCACAGAUGCCCAUUGUCGAGAAGGAUCAGGAUGUCGCCGAUGAUCACAUGGAUGUCGACGAUUUCGAGGAUGUCGACAGCGAGAGCGAUGCCGAUGAGGACGAUGAUGGUUCUGAUGGCGCAGAAUCCGCUCAACUCGAGGAACAAGAGAUGGGAGGCGCGACUCCCACAGCAGACGAUACCUAA
Sphaerulina musiva SO2202 is the source of this 3177-nucleotide messenger RNA. RefSeq lists its product as uncharacterized. Lineage: Eukaryota; Fungi; Ascomycota; Dothideomycetes; Mycosphaerellales; Mycosphaerellaceae. The coding region runs from base 1 to 3177 and encodes 1058 amino acids. The transcript has 4 exons. The record is from RefSeq and is a predicted model, not a curated record.